Molecule: messenger RNA, 1935 nt
Organism: Neolamprologus brichardi
Lineage: Eukaryota; Metazoa; Chordata; Actinopteri; Cichliformes; Cichlidae
Product: tripartite motif-containing protein 16-like protein
Molecular function (GO): zinc ion binding; protein binding
Source: RefSeq, a predicted model, not a curated record
AUGGCGGACCGUAACAUCCCUGCGAAGAUGAACCACCUCUGCUGUCAAAUUUGCAGAAAGCUUCUCAGGAAUCCUGUGAUGAUUCCUUGCGGACACAACUUUUGCAUGCACUGCAUCCAGGACCAAUGGGAUUGUGACCAGCUAAGGAACAGUCUCUGCAGGUGCCCCGAAUGUAAAUAUGAGUUUCCAUCCAGACCUCAGCUGAUCAAGAACGCCACUCUAGCUGAGGUGGUGAGAGAGACAGAAAUGAGUUGUAAUAAGGAGCAGCAGUCCUCAGAAGGGAAUCGGAGAGUCCUGAAGAGACCCCGGAGCUGUGCAGAAACAUCAGAGAGCACUUUGUGUGGGAAACACGACAAGCCCCUGGAGGUUUACUGCUGCACAGAUGAGCAGAUCAUAUGUGCACAGUGUGCUUCAGCUGAGCAUGGAGGACACAGGAUCGGGUGGGUGAAGGAGGAACGGAGGCGGAAGGAGAAGGAACUUAAGGACAUGCAGACAAAGUUCAAGCAGACUCUUCAGAAGCAAGAAAGAAAAAGAGAGAUGAUGGGGGAGAUGCUCGGACAGAUUCAGGACGAGGCGAGAAAAACAGAAGCCUUCUGUGAAAGCGUCAUAGUGGGCGCCAUCGACUCCCUUCAGAAACAUUACCUGUCAGUGAAGGAAGUGAUUGCAGCUCAGGAGGAGGCGGCUGCAGCUCAGGUUCGCAUCUCGCUGAAGAGCCUGGAGGAGGAGAUGAAGCAGAUGAAGAAGAGGGAUGCUAAGCUGGACCGCCUGGCACAGACUGAGAGCAACAUCCGUUUCCUGCAGAAAUGGCCCUCUCUGAAGCUCCUCUGUGACCACUCGUUCCCGGAGCUUUCAGAGGAUCCACUCCUCCACUUUGAGCUCACAAAGAGAGCCGUUGAGCAUCUUGGGAAGCAACUCGAGGAAUUCUGUGACAAAGAAUUUGCCUCAAUCUGUAACACUGCUGAUGGUGAGGAGCAGCAGGAAUCAGCAUCAGAGAUGGAGGAAGAUGAUGUCCAGCGAAGAAGUGAAGCCAGUGUCUCACAGCCCCAUGCUAGCAGGCCUCUGGCUAAACAGAAAGUGGAGCCUAAAACCAGAGAAGAGUUCCUGCAAUAUGCGUGUGAGCUCUCUCUGGACCCCACGACAGGUCAUGAGGACCUGGUUAUUUUGGAAGGAGAGAAGAUGGUUAAGCUGUGCAAUGAGAGGUCCAAGAAUCCUUGUCUUCGUAACCCAGAGAGGUUUAUACAUCGGCGGCAGGUGCUGUGCAGGGAGGGACUGCAAGCUGACUGCUACUAUGAGGUAGAGGUGAAAGGAGACAAAGCAGAGAUCGCUCUAACCUACAAAGGAAUAGACAGAAAAUCCCGCACUACACUGUCAGCCUUUGGGGCCAAUGCAAAUUCCUGGAGUCUGGAUCUAUCUAAACAUUACUCUGUGAGCCACAAUUCUGACAGCAUCCAGCUCACUACACCACCCCGUCAUCACAGGGUUGGAAUUUAUCUUAAAUUUCAAACCGGAACUUUGUCUUUCUAUGAGGUGUCGGACAGUAUGAACUUCCUGUACAAGGUUGAAGCCAAGUUCAGAGAGCCGCUGUAUCCCGGAUUCUGGCUCGGAGAGAAAUGUUGCAUCAGGAUCUGUGAUCUGAGACAGAGCCAACUGUAAAAGUACCAAAGAGGACUGCAAACAGCUUCUUUCUACUUAAAGGGAAAUUAAAAAUAAUAUGAAUAGAUUGCUGUAUAGAUUGCACAGUGCACUGACAUGUCUGUUUCCUAUGAUGUGUGGGGUGGUUGAUAACUCUGCAGUAUAUGAAGCCCAAAUUGCCUAUAUGUGUAAGUUUGUAUAAAUUCAAUAGUAUCAAAUUGCAUUUUUAUUCAUGCUGGACACGUUUUACUGUGGACAGAGUGCUGAAUGUAGAAGAAUGCCUUGUUUCUACGUAACCUCCGA